Messenger RNA from Caenorhabditis remanei, 1416 nucleotides. RefSeq lists its product as uncharacterized. The coding region runs from base 1 to 1416 and encodes 471 amino acids. The transcript is spliced from 8 exons. The record is from RefSeq and is a predicted model, not a curated record. Lineage: Eukaryota; Metazoa; Nematoda; Chromadorea; Rhabditida; Rhabditidae.
AUGGGAGAUCUACUUAAAAAUUCUGAGAAGAAAGAAGAUAUGAGCUUAUUUAUUCGUACUAUUACAAAGUUGGCGAUGGAGGAAGGAGAUUUCAUAAGCCAGGGGACAUUGAAGGAACUGGAAGAGAUGCUGAGACCCGAUGAACUUUCAGAGUCGCGUGACAAGCUGGUCGGAGUUGACAUUACACCCGAACAAGUAGAAACAAUCAAAAAAGUGUGUGAAGUGGUCAAAGGAUUGGUUACAGUAGGGAAAUUCGUUUGUGACAAGCUUGGACCAUUUCUCGGACCAGUUGGGACAGUUGCUGGUGUGGUAUUGGAUAUCAUCUCAUAUCUCCAACCGAAGGAAGAUGAUCCUGUGCUUAAGGAAUUGAGAGAUCUGAAGAAUCAACUCACCGCGUUGUCUCAGAAAAUGACCACCCAGUUUGAUGACUUGAAAUCUUUUAUUGUGGAACAGGAAUUCUUGAAUAGAUACACUAUCUCGAUGACCAAACUGUUCAUGUAUAUGACUGAUACCAUGUCAGAGAGAACCAAAGAAUCUGUGAAUCUUUUCGAGGAGAUCUACACGAAGGCUAAACCGCAGGAAUUGGUUUAUGAAAUGCUGGCAAAACUCGAGCAGGAGUCUACAAACCCGUUGAAAUGGGCGAUGAAAGGGGAUAAUUUGCAAAGUAAAGCGACGUUUGAGAAAUGGAAGGGAAUUCUGGAGAGUGUGCUGACGGAGGCAUUGUUUCUGGAGACUUAUGCAGCUGGUCUUCUCCCGAGUAUUGGACAACAUGGAGUCAAUAAGAUACUUGAGAAGAUUGCGCGUUAUGUGGAGUUGGCGAAGCAAUGGGACGAGUAUUACUUGAACACUGAAACGUUCUGGCCAGCCGGUGUCAAAAAACUUGUGAACGAUAUCCACGAAAAUAGGAGUCUCCGAACGAAGGAAGAUAUUAUUGAGGUGCUUUGGAAGGGUAUCGAGUCGAUUUAUACCAAUUUUCAAUUCUACGCAGUCGUGCUACCCGAUGAACACAUAUAUGCUUAUUACAAACACUAUGAAGACCAAGCGAUAGUGUCCGCUCGUGAGGGAUUCGUCAUAAUGGUGUAUCGUUCAGCCAGAAAUCCUCAGGCAACCAAAGAAUGGCUAGAGUACACAGUGAAAGAUUAUUUAAUGAUUGAUACAGCGACCGAACAUUUUGAAGUGAAUAAAUGGACGGUGGUCAGAAAUCACUACAAACAGAAAAAAGUGGAUACGAUCGGGCGGUUCUUUGGAUCUUUUUAUUUUGUUGUUGCACAGGAUAGAGACCACGUGGCUAGCAGAUUCUCCAAGAUCGAUGGUUGGGAUUGUGGACCGGGAUUCUUGACUUAUGAUGCGCAUCUAUUGGUUUCCUAUUGUAUUGGAUUGGAAAAAUUCCCCAUUUUCUUUCUUUUUGGAGCAUAA